AUGAGAUCCAAACAGCGCCAUGUCCAAGCAUUGGCGGUGCUUCUGCUACUAGUAGCGUCGUCCGAAGGCUUUGUCUCUCAGCAAAGAGAAUGCCAUUUCGACAAGACCGCACUGUUUGCCCAAAACGCAGGUGCUGGUAAUCCGGCUACCACUCCCGCUCUUCGAAUUGCCUAUGGGAGCACUCUGCCCACAAUUGCCAGCAUGCCGGUGCCCCGCCCUCCCGUGCCCCAGGUGGUAGUACCACCAGAAGCAAAAGCAGAAGUGCCAGAGGCACAGGCAGAAGAAAAGAAGGGGGGUCUGGACUAUGGAGCUCUCAACAAUCUGGCAUUUGAAGCAGCCGUGAGUCUAUCCACAGGAGACUACGUCGUUGCAACCAAACCAAUGACGGAAGCAAAGGAGAGUCUAGCGGAGAGUGUCGCGAAAGUGGAAACACCCGGACUAGACCCGGCCGAAAUUGAACGGAUACAACAGGAAGAACGCGCUAGAUUGGAUGCCGUCGUGCAAGCCUUUUACGAGAAUCUACAACAGGAGCAAGCCCAGCUAUCACAAGUGGAUGUUCCUUCGUCCACCGUACCGUUUUCAAAUGGCGUGGCAGGCCAAAAAGUCUCCUACAAUGCCGGACGUGUUGGACCGCAACGAGUCAUCUUUCAUGAUUCACAGUACCAUCCAUCCGAACAAACCACGACCAAGGCAGUCCCCUUUUCCAAUUCAGUGGUGAGGAAAAUGGCGCCGCAAUCUGCCAUUCCACAAGAAGAUGUGCCGCAACAACCGCAACCAACUGGUUUCUUCCAGCGGUACAAUCGUCCGUACUCCGAGCCCAAACUUCCCGCCAUGGUGGCACAACAAGAAGAACAAGUAUUGCAAAAAGAGACGAUUCAGGAAUUUGGGGCUUUCUAG
This is a messenger RNA of Seminavis robusta, 897 nucleotides long. Lineage: Eukaryota; Bacillariophyta; Bacillariophyceae; Naviculales; Naviculaceae. The record is from the annotation of a GenBank genome assembly.